Xiphias gladius (swordfish) is the source of this 816-nucleotide messenger RNA. RefSeq names its product cytochrome c oxidase subunit 5B, mitochondrial-like. Lineage: Eukaryota; Metazoa; Chordata; Actinopteri; Istiophoriformes; Xiphiidae. Gene Ontology annotation, cellular component: mitochondrial envelope. The transcript has 4 exons. Gene Ontology annotation, biological process: mitochondrial electron transport, cytochrome c to oxygen. The record is from RefSeq and is a predicted model, not a curated record. The coding region runs from base 46 to 426 and encodes 126 amino acids.
GUCAUCACCCGGCGACCAGAUUGUUGUGUCAGUAAAGAGGAAGAAAUGGCUGCAAGGUUACUGCUCCGCUCCGCUGUCAGAGCCGCCACAACGUGCCGGGCUGCCCGGGUCCCUGCCCUGACCCGCAGCAUGGCGACUGGAGGGAUCCCCACCGACGAGGAGCAGGCCACAGGACUGGAGAGGAUCAUUAUGGAGGCCAUGAAGGAGGGAAAGGAUCCCUACAACAUGAUGAAGGCAAAGUGGUACAGCGGCACCAAGGACGAUCCAAACCUUGUUCCCUCCAUCACAGACAAGAGGAUUGUGGGAUGUGUCUGUGAAGAAGACAACACGUCCGUGGUUUGGUUCUGGAUUCAUCAGGGCGAUGCCCAGCGCUGCCCGUCCUGUGGUUCCUACUACAAACUGGUCCACUAUGAGCUCCCCCACUAACCUAUAACUAACCUCUGAUAUCACAGACGUGUACCGCGCAGCCGUGUCUCUGCACAGCGUUUGCUUCUCUUUGAAAUAUUCCAUCAGAACGAGGCGAAGAAGGAUCAGACGGCGAUGUUUUCAUUCCCCCGUCUCCGGGAGGUCUUAUUGUAUGAGCCGUCGUCUGAUUGGUCCUUGACUUGUUCUGUCUCAGUACUUGAUCCACCUGCUAACCUCAUCAGUCUUUGCUUUACGUGUUAAACUUACAGAGGGAUAAAAUGUGGUUUGGGACACAACUGUUUCUUUCAAAACAUUUCCAUUCAGCUGCAGUUUACAUUGACACAUGUACUGUACAAUGUUACACUCGGUCCACUUAUUCCUUUUAUUGAACCAAUAAAGUCUUCAACUUAU